AAGGAAGUCCUAAAGGCCCUUGGCGACAUACUCUUCAACGUGUGAAGUGUGCGCAAGGAAAACGCCAGUGGGAGCCAUGUUGUCAUGAAGCUGCCCAGUGACUGUACACCACUGCCCGUCAGCACUAUAGAGGAACUUCUGGCAUUUGACAACUAUCUCUCGGAUCGAGACCACAUGGACUUAGUGUGCAACUUUUUUUUAUUCAUGUAUUGCAUGUCGUGUUGCAGGUUGGCUAUUUCUCUGAAAGGUGGCAGCAAUGCAAAAGACGGAGUUCGCAGGGUGCUCCGACAAAUCGUCUCCAAGACAGUUUCACUGCAGUGCAGCUGGGCCGGCCCCUCAGGGAAAAAAAUUCCAUUCAAAAGCCUCACAAAUGUGCUGCAUCUUUUGCUUGGUGCAACACGUGCCCUCUUCGGCACGACUGAUACAGCUGUUCCAGACACCACCGAAUGGUGGCUGAUGUUUGCUGUGGACCAGGAGGGAGGCCGGACACACAGACGGCGCGUCGCCUUGUUGAGGCAAUCCGACACAAGUCAAGACAGCACCUCGUAAUCUCUAGAGUUUGAUGUAGCCUCUUUUUUUAAAACAGUUCUGCUACAUGUUAUUCCACAUAUCAGGAGUGCAAAGCUUUCCCAGC
Dermacentor andersoni is the source of this 634-nucleotide messenger RNA. The record is from RefSeq and is a predicted model, not a curated record. NCBI's taxonomy places the organism in Eukaryota, Metazoa, Arthropoda, Arachnida, Ixodida, Ixodidae.